AUGGCUUCUAAUAUUGUGGGCUCUCCUAGAAAGGUUCUUGCUGUUCCCGUUGGGUCCUCGUUGGCUUCUUCGGCUGUCUCUCAGACUCCUCCUUCUGUGAUCGUCCCUGAUGACGGUUCAAAUGUGGCUGCUGCGGUUGGUCCCUCUUUAGGUAAAUCAUCUGUCUCUGUUCUCCAUAGUAUUCCUCUGUUUUCAUCUGAGGUUGUGCCUGUUAAAUCUGCUGUUGGGUCUGUUAAAUCAGUGCGUAGAAACAUUAAGUCUGUAGCCCAUAAACCCUCGUCUAAAUCCCUUCCUCCUAGGCGUGUCACCCGGUCCCAGUCGUCCACCCCUGUCCGUGUGUCUUCCUCUCCUUCACCAUCUAUCCCUUCUCAACCUUCGUCGUCCAAAGGUUCUUCCAAAAAGAGGUCUUUAGAUCCUGAGUCGCUUCUCCCUCGGAAAAAGCUUACGCAACCCUCUACAUCUCAUUCUCCUUCUCCUUCGGUCCAACAUAAAAAAUCUGGGUCUUUUAUGGGUUAUAAAAAACCUCACUCUUCUCCUGUGGUUAAAAAGAAAAAAGCAUCUUUGCCCAAGUCUCCUUCUCCUUCCGUGUCUGCUCCACCUAGUGGUAGUUCUGACCUUCCCCCAUUAAUGUUCUUUUUCAACACUAGGAAGUUUCAGAAGUAUAAAGAUCGUACGUCGUUUCGACUGUUAAAUGUGGAAUCACAUGUCGUUUUAGAUGAUUUUCCUCGCUUCAAAAAGUCCAUGCUUUCUAGGGGUUGGAUUAAUUCGGUCUCUAAUCUACUCAUGCCAUCUCAGAUUCUUGUUCGGGAAAUUUAUUCUAAUAUUGACAAACAUAUUUUGGAAUCUUCUAAUCCUAAUCAGUUUAAAGUGUUUUGUCGGGGCAAGUGGUUUCGUUUUUCUCCAUCUACUAUUGCUAAAGUUCUGAAUUUUCCUGUGGUUAAAUCUCCUGUUUUUUGCUCUGAUUUUUCCUCUGACUUAAACUUGGUUGCUGCUAAGUUGACUGGUACUCUUGAUUUUAAAUGGCCUGAUAGUAAGGGUGCCAUUCCUGCUACUGCACUUACAUCAUUUUAUAGACUUCUUUUUCAGGUUGCUCUCACAAAUUGGUUGCCUAAUACUCACAAGUAUACUGUUGGUACUUCACUGGCUCGAUUUAUGUUUGCUGUUGGCACUGGAGUUUCUAUUGACUUGUCUACCCUUAUAUUUGAUCGAAUUUAUAAUGAGGCUGUUGCUCGUGGCACAAGGUCUUUUUUACCAUUUCCUUGUCUGCUUCAUCGUCUGGCUCUGUCCAUCUCUCCAGAGUUUACUGCUCAAGAAGUCUUUUUAUCUGUUCCUGAAAUUGACAGCAAUCUUCGCAGUCUUAAGGUUCCUCAGGUUUUCCCUUCCACUGACCCAGCCUCUGAUCAUGUGCUGCCUGGUUUUCCAACUUCUGGCUGGCGGUUUAUGCUGUUUGACUAUAUGCAUCAGUUUCAGGCAAGUUUCAAUGAUUUUGUGACUACUUACAAAAAGGAUAGACAGCGCACAUUGCAAUUUGAGAGAAGGGUCUUGGCUCAGUUGGCUCAAAUUCGUGCUUCAUCUCAGGGGGAGUCCAUUGUUCCUAGCGCAUCUGUGCAGGGGGAGUCUCCAGAUAGACCUUCGUCUCAGUAA
This is a messenger RNA of Humulus lupulus (European hop), 1644 nucleotides long. RefSeq lists its product as uncharacterized. The record is from RefSeq and is a predicted model, not a curated record. The transcript has a single exon. NCBI's taxonomy places the organism in Eukaryota, Viridiplantae, Streptophyta, Magnoliopsida, Rosales, Cannabaceae. Bases 1 to 1644 code for a protein of 547 amino acids.